GAUCGGCAGACAGCUUUGCAUCGGCUCGCACAGCUUGACUUGCUGGCUGCUCAGCCACCGAUGAGUACUGUCUUGAAUAGGAAUCAAAUCGGAUUUCCACUGUGAAAUUAAGGUGGGAAACAUGUCUGGCAUGAGAGUCGCGAAAGCAGAGGAGGACUUCUGACUCUUCAUCUCUGGGUCUUUCGCCUGCGCGUUUCGGAGAGAGGAGAAAGAGGAACUAAAGGAGCCCACCGAAGGAGGGAUGUCGCGAUGCUGUGCACCAGAAGGACUAAAACUUUGGUGUCAACAUGCGUGGUACUGAGUGGCAUGACUAACAUCUUAUGUCUACUUUACGUCGGCUGGAUUACCAACUAUGUGGCGAACAGCGGUCCUAAAGUUGCGGAGAUGAGCGGCGAGGCGGAGAGAAAGUUAGAGGAGGACAGCAAAGGAGAGACCCUGAGGAUAAUCGAGAGGCUGGACAAGCUGGAGAGCGUCGUCAAUGAACACAUCAAAGAUAAACCCCAGAAGGAAGAUGAAGAUGAUUCAUCCUCAUCAGCCUCAAACCCAAGAUCCUCACUAUUUGAUCACUGGGGUCAUGACCUGGGCCCAGAAAGUCGAAGAAUUGCCAUCAAAAAGUUCCGCUAUUAUGGUUACAACAGCUACCUCAGUGAUCGGCUUUCCAUCACCCGGCCGAUCCCAGAUUUUCGUCCGGACGGAUGUAAAAACAUGUGGUAUUCGCCCGACCUUCCUCAGUUGAGUAUCAUCUUCAUCUUUGUCAAUGAGGCCUUGUCAGUGCUGCUGCGCUCCGUGCACACAGCCAUCCAGAGGACUCCAUCCCAUUUACUCAAGGAGAUUAUACUAGUUGAUGACCACAGCACUAACACGGAAUUGAAAGAGAACCUUCAGAAUUGUGUAGAUGAGAUGAAUGCUCAGCAUGGAUUGGAGUUCAUCAAAGUAGUCCAUCAUGACAAACAAGAAGGACUGAUCAGGUCCAGAGUCAGUGGGUGGAGAGUUGCUUCAGCACCUGUGGUCGCUCUAUUUGAUGCACAUGUGGAAUUCAACACUGGUUGGGCAGAGCCGGUUCUUCAGCGAAUAAAGGAGGACCGCACUCGGGUGGUGUCUCCCUCUUUUGACAACAUCAAAUAUGAUACAUUUGAGAUGGAAGAAUACCCAUUAUCUGCUCAGGGCUUUGAUUGGGAGCUCUGGUGUCGAUACCUCAACCCACCAAAGUCCUGGUGGUCAUUGCGCAACCACACAGCUCCAAUCAGGAGUCCCGCUCUUAUCGGAUGCUUUGUGGUUGACAGGAAGUACUUUGAGGAAAUUGGCCUACUCGAUGAGGGGAUGGAAAUUUACGGAGGGGAGAAUGUGGAGCUUGGCAUCAGGGUAUGGCAAUGCGGUGGAAGCGUAGAAGUCCUUCCUUGCUCCAGGAUUGCACACAUCGAGAGAGCCCACAAGCCUUACACAGAAAAUCUGACAGCCCUCGUGCGUCGCAAUGCUUUAAGAGUGGCUGAGGUCUGGAUGGACAACUAUAAAAGUCAUGUUUACAUGGCCUGGAAUGUUCCAUUUCAGAAUUCAGGAAUAAAUAUUGGGGACAUUUCGGAGAGACAGGCCCUGCGAUCCAAACUCAAGUGCCAACCAUUCAGCUGGUUCCUCGCCAAUAUCUACCCUGAGCUCCGAUCCUACGGUAACACAGUUGCAUAUGGAGUGUUGAAGAAUAGUCUCAGAAAUGACCUGUGUUUGGACCAAGGACCCGACACUGACAACAUACCCAUCAUGUAUAUCUGUCACGGUAUGACAGCACAGAAUGUGUAUUACACUAGUUCCCAGCAACUUCACCUUGGAGUGCUGAGUCCAACCAUUGAUGAUGAUGACAACAAGUGUCUGGUGGAUGUGAACAGCAAACCCAGAUUGCUGGAAUGCACCUAUGCAGCCGUCAAGCACAUGAAGCUUACCUGGACUUUCACACCGGACGGUUCCAUCCAGAACACGGAGUCUCAACAUUGUCUGGAGAUGGUGGAAAGCAGUCAGUCCCAGUUUAGUUUCCAGCUUGCCAUUCAGGACUGCAGCGGACAAAAGUGGACCAUCACUAACAUACUGACUGUCCUACCCCAGUGAAGACAUUUUGGGACAUCUUCAUUGUAAUGGAGAAAGACAGACUUGUUAUCAGCUGCUACAAAACAAAGAACAAAAAUUUGCGUUGUAUGCGCAAGGAAAUAAUUCAAUCUGAAACUUACCGUCAGUUCCUUUCUAAUCAUUUUAUACCUGCAAUGUCUCGUGAGGGGAGACACUCACAGAUGAAUCAUGCUCACUAAACUUCUCAUUCUGUAGAAUGUAGGAGAAACACAAUUUCAUAUUCCAGGGAACAGACCCAUGAAAUCCCCGGCUGGUUAUUACAGAAACUCCGCUCGGAAUAAAAUUUCGUCAGUUACGUCCCGACGAUCACGUAACUAAACCAAAUUCAGUUUGGAUGGUUCCAAUCUGCUUGUGGGCUUAGGUCCACCUAUUCUCGACAACAUUAUGGGUGAUAUCCAAUUGAGUUAAAUGCUAUUUUGCGCAUGAUGUUCACAAGCUCCAUGGCCUUGUACCAAGCCAAGUCGCAAUAUGCUCCAGAACAAACUUGCAACCAUGAAAUGGAUGGAUGCCAUUAUAACAGUAGACUCAGCGGAUCUGUUUA
This is a messenger RNA of Syngnathus acus (greater pipefish), 2653 nucleotides long. RefSeq names its product UDP-N-acetyl-alpha-D-galactosamine:polypeptide N-acetylgalactosaminyltransferase 18a (gene galnt18a). The record is from RefSeq and is a predicted model, not a curated record. Gene Ontology annotation, cellular component: Golgi apparatus. Lineage: Eukaryota; Metazoa; Chordata; Actinopteri; Syngnathiformes; Syngnathidae. The coding region runs from base 250 to 2094 and encodes 614 amino acids. The transcript has 11 exons.